This is a messenger RNA of Spodoptera littoralis (African cotton leafworm), 3126 nucleotides long. Lineage: Eukaryota; Metazoa; Arthropoda; Insecta; Lepidoptera; Noctuidae. The record is from the annotation of a GenBank genome assembly.
AUGGCCUCGUCUGCGAGCGGCAACAUCGUCGUCGAGUGGUUGCGAUCGCUCCACUUGGGCCAAUACGCGGAAAGUUUUAUUGAUAACGGAUAUGAUGACUUAGAAAUAUGCAAACAAGUAGGGGAACCAGAUUUGGAUGCUAUUGGCGUCCUCAACCCUGCUCAUCGUCAGCGAUUGCUUCAUUCAGUCAGAUCUUUGAGAGAGGAAGGAGCGGCGGCUGUUUAUUUUACUUUGGAGGAGGCAGCCGCCGCUCGGGACUCUUGUAGAUGUGAAGAAGAAGCAAGGAAAGAGCAGGCGACAGCAGCAGUGGAACCAGCAAAAUAUGUUGACGAAUAUGAGGAAGGGAAAGCAGAGUUAGUGAAGAUACCUCGGAUGCAACUGAAGCGUUUACUUCGAGAACGCCUUGCUCAGGAUGGGAUUCGUCUGAGUCUGCAGCCAUAUUCCACCACGGAUGGCGACCGAGGUUACCUGGAAGGUUUGGCUUCGCGAUACGCGGACCUUUUCUCAACACACUAUGGGGACGUUCUAGACCACCUUGAAGAAUUGAGGAGACACGAAUGGGACGAGAUGUCACCCAGAAUGAGGGUGCUCGGAGGCCCUGGAACACCUCAAACCCCACCUUCGGCAAGUCCUGGUUCCCUAGCUUUGAAUAACUUGACCACGUCGCAUUCGCAGCCCAUUUAUGUGCCUGGAAAAUAUUCGCCCUCAAGCUGCCUCACAGAGAAAGAAGAGGACGAAAUAUACGGGUUCGGAUACGGCGUGUUUGGCAAACAGAUGCUGCAACGGCAACAGCAACAAAAACAACUGUUGUUAGCGCAACCGACACAACCGCUCAUGCACAAUACGCAACACAACUAUCAAAGCUGCCUAAGUCCACGGUCUGCGUAUUUCUACGAAUUCCCGCCAAGCGGCAUUGUUGUUGUAGAUAACUGCCUGGGCACAGCCAAGAAGAAGGUGACCACAUUCUCAAGGUUACUGCGAGGUCUGAAGUCCCAUAGGAAAGAGAAGCAUGGUUCAUGUUCGCCGAAACAUGCCCAUAGUCCCCGACAAGUACUGCCUCCACAGCGGGUGGAUACACCGGACAGCGUGCUACAAAGUGGCCUUGGUCUUGGGCCUGGGCCUGACACGGCUCUUAGGUCAAUGGUUGACCCGAGAGACUAUGACCGCCUCCGCUUCUUUCAAAUGAGUGCCGCCCAACCAAACACCUUCGAAGAGACUAUCCAUAGGUUAAAAGUUCAAGAAGCAAUGAAGAAAAAAGACAAACUUGCAAGAGAACAGGAAGAGAUCCUAAGAGAUAUAAGACAUGGUCUUAUGAACAUGGGAAGAGACGGUGUGCGUGGACCCUUCGGAGACGACACGUACAUGUAUGACGACGAAGCAAGAGGCCUCUCAGGAAGAGGACAUUGGUACGACGAACCACCGUACGAGAGUGACCCCGAGGAUUUUUUAAUGGGAGGAGGAGCACCAGCGGCAUCAUUUCAAAAUGGUCGAGUGUGCUUUACGCUCAAUCUUAGAAAUGAACCGAGAGGCGAAGGCGUAAUAUCUCUAAGAAGCGCCGGCGAUAUAAGUUUAGCGAGAACCCCACGGAGGGGAUUAAUUAUUCCGCAGAGUGGCCCCUAUCCGACCACCGUUAUCCCCUUGCGAACGGCAAGAGAUCGGGAGAGUGGGGAUUACGCCGCAUCUGAUAUCCAAUCUCUAGGAUCAAGACUAUCUGGCAUCUCUUUAGAAUCAAACCGAUCAGAACGAGAUUCCAGAAGGGGCUACCGACAAAUGUCUGGCUAUCGGAUAGGUGCUGAUCCUUUGUCGCCAGCUUCAUCUGACUACGAAGACCAAGAAAGCGAAACUGACUCGCAGCAUAUAGCAACUGUACAUAAGUCCGCUGAAGAAUGUGAAGGUGUAUCGAACUUGGCCGGCAAAGUAAGAGGCCUUAGACAAGAUGUCCAAAGAAAAAUAUCAAGGUUAAGACAAGAGAGGGGUCCUGAAGGCAGUGAUAGGAGGACGAGUGGUGACCAAGCGUUCCCAUGUUCUAAUAGUUCUUUCGAAAGUCUUCCCAGCGGAUCAGGCAGUAGCACACAAGCAUUGGUUCGCGCCGGUAGUAAUCACUCAUCUCUCUCGGCAGAAGAAAACAUAGAAUUAAGUCCAGCCGGGCGGAGUUUACUCGUGCCGCAAAUGCUGUGUCGAGCCCGGGCCCUCGUCGAUUACGUACCCAAUAUUUAUGAGAAAGAUGCCCUGAGAUACAAGAAAGGAGACAUCAUAGAAGUGAUAAAUAUGAACGCGUCCGGCAUAUGGCGAGGCGUAUUGAACAAUAAAGUUGGAAACUUCAAGUUCGCCCACGUCGAAGUUUUAUCUGAACGGGAUACGGUCCGUUCAAGAUCGUCCAAAUGGUGCAAAAGUCGCGAAAGGCUUUGGGAAACUCGACCACGUACAGUAGAAGAAUUACUGAGACGAAUAGAUUUGUUAGAGUAUGCUGUAGCCUUUGCAAGAAAUGGUUAUGAGGACAUAGAAUUAUUUAAAGAGAUUGAACCAUCUGACUUAGACUAUUUGGGAAUAAUGACUCCCGAACAUCGUACACGUAUUCUUGCUGCUGUACAACUUCUCCACCAGCUUGAAUGUGGCGAAGGCGAAGCAGAAGCUGACGGAGGCGGCUCGAGCUCCGAAGGUGGUGACUCUCCCUUUGGCAGACGACAAUUUCCCCGUGUCUCGGGGUGUUAUGAAGCCAGCGUAGGAGUUGGAGGUGUACGAGUUCGAACUUCUCCCUUAGUUCAUAGGGCUGAUGAACCUUCACAUAGGCCCCCAGAACCAGCACCGCAAGCUAAGAGAUCCAUUCGUCGACGACAACCAGAUGAUGCUGAAUGUGAUAGAAUUGAACGCUAUCCAGGAACAGGUACGGAGCGUACUACUGUACGUAGUGGCGGCCUUCCUGGUGGUGCAAGAGAUGAUACUUGUGAAUCUGAUCAUCGGCUAAAUGUAGUCAAGUUUGUAGCUGGCGGGGAACCUUGUGCUUCUGAAAAAAGUAGCGAUUCGGGGGCGCUGGCGCGGGCGCGUGCGGAAGCCGCGCAGUCGCCCGCUCCCCCCGCCGACACUGAACCAUCAGCGCCGCCCGAACCUGAACCCGAGCAUGAAUAA